ACUGAAUUUUCAGGUCUUCAGCGGUCUUUGAACAAGCUGUUUCAUCUUUUCCGCUAAAAGAACUGAUUGCUAAAAUCAUGUCCCGAUUAAGCUGUUUCUUUCUUUUGGCCGCUUUGAUGUUCCACAGACAAGUCAGCUGCGCCUGGGAAGAUGAUUCCAGCGAAGAGGAACCCAAAAUUGCUAGACAAGUCGUAGAUAAUUCCUUUCGCUCACCUUAUAGAUUCGCUGCUUAUCCUUGGCAACAGUGGAGCUCCCCUUACGCCAGUUACCAGCCCCGAUAUCAGCCGAGCUUCCGAGUGCCACAGGACGCGGUCACCGUCUAUUCUCAAUCUACGCCCGGAUUCACUCAGAGCUGCAAAUCGUCGUGCACCGGAGAAAGAGGCAACUGUUUCGAUGCUGGAACUUGCUCUUCAUUGGGUGGCAGAGCCAGUGGCAAUUGCCACGAUGGCCGUGUUUGUUGCAUCAACGUAGUGAAUACCUGUCACGGUAAAUACUCACGUCACAGCGACGCCGUUACGCUCAACAACACUUAUUGGCAAUCGUCUUUGAGGCCUAUCCCUGCUUCGUCCAGCUGCACAUUGACCGUUAAAUUAGACACAAGAUUACCUGAUAACACACCGGCCCCAGUCUCUCCUCUGUCUAUUUGUCAAGUCCGUUUGAGUUUCCUGGUGUUUACAAUCUCUCAGCCGGAUUCAGAAUCCAUCUGCAGCGGUGACUAUUUCGAAGUAGCCGGAGCCACGAACACAGUCCCCAAUAUUUGCGGAUUCAACGAUGGACAGCAUAUGUAUUUGCAUGUGCCACCAUCGGAUGUGACGCCAACAGAUUUGCAAUUGACAUUCAAUUUUGGUGCGUCUGAUAUCGAGACCCGUGCAUGGAACAUUUUGAUUUCCAAGAUCCCUUGCGGCUCGCCAAGACUAGCGCCAGCGGAUUGCCUCCAAUACUUCACCACCCGAUCAGGAGUCGUUCAGACGUUCAACUGGAGAGAUGUGGCCGGUACAGCCACUCGGCAAUUAGCUAAUCAAGACUACAGCAUUUGCUUCCGAUCAGCGCCGUAUUCUCCUAGACAAUUGUGCCUGACGCCAUGCACGGUGGUGACGACGCAGAAGCCAUUUAGCCUUAGCACGCCUUCUGUGCAAACGACUGUCGCUACGACAACCGCUACUUCACUGAGGCCCGAUGUCAGUCAGGUGGGAUCCCUGGACUGCAACAACGACUUUGUCGUCAUUCCUGGAGGAUUCAAUAUCGGCAAUCCUGCGCCAGUUCCAAACAUGGCCUUUGAUCGUUACUGCGGAGAGAAGUUCAACGUUCUUCCUGGCAACAAUGCUUCCACCACUGUUUGCACCACUGCAACGCCAUUUAGGGUGUUGUAUCGCACCAAUCGCGACGAGACGUUGACUUCCCCGACAGCAGAUUCGUUCCCUGUCAAUUCAAUUCCUGUUAAUGGAAACCGUGGAUUCUGCCUCAACUUCCGUCUACAAUAAUAAAAACUCUUAUAAUCAAUAAUGAUUUCUUUCAGUGGUGGCGGCGAAGGGAACACCAUUUCGAUUUACAUUUUCAAUAACCAACCCACACUUAAAAAUCGUUUCAAACUCAACCUGUACUGACAUUUGGUGUUGUAGUGUGCUUAAUCGAAAAGAAUAAAAUACAAAUAACGUUAAAACAA
Molecule: messenger RNA, 1663 nt
Organism: Daphnia magna
Lineage: Eukaryota; Metazoa; Arthropoda; Branchiopoda; Diplostraca; Daphniidae
Exons: 8
Coding region: 78-1481 (467 amino acids)
Source: RefSeq, a predicted model, not a curated record